AUGGACGCCCUCGAUUCUCGAUCGGCGCAGGAUUACGUGGCCCCUACAGAUGUUAAAGUUUAUGGGGUACAGGAAGUGUUGUCAGAUACCUGGCGGUCAGAAAGGAGUGAUUGGAAAAGGAAUCAAGCGAGGGUCGAGCAGCAAAUCCCUAGCUGCGAGUCUGCUUCUUUCCGUUUGGCGCUGUUCGAUGCAGUUGCUUUAGCCAAUGAAUUGAUAUCACAAACCUCGGAGCCUGCUGGUUACGGUGCUCCUCCGCCUUCAUAUUGCGACGCGCUCGAUGACCUACCUCCCGAAUACUCCACGCUUCCAGCACUGGCUGAGGCAAAACCAUUCAGCUGCCAGUCCGCACCUCCACCAUAUCCCGAGAAUAUCAAAUGCAGUUCCAAAUCUAGACCCGCUUCUUCGAUCGAUUUUGAAAGUACCAAUACCUUCCGUCAGCAUGGGAAGAAGCAAAGAGCCAAACUGGCCGCCAAAAAAGCCGCGACUGGGCCAUCGGGUGGAGGUGGCGAUGAUCAAAAGAAGGGCGAUGAGACAAUAGAUGCUCCAGUAGGUGGCGGAAGCGCUGGUGGUGAUGAAGGCGGAGGUAAUGGCGGCAACGAUGGCGAUGGCGAUAAGAACGACGAUGGCUGGGGGGAUUGGACCUCUGCUAACAAAAAGAAAACCAAGAAGCAAGAGGAGGAAGAGGAGGAAAGAAAGAAAAAGGAGGAAGCGGAAGCUGCGGCUGCUAGUACAGCCGAAAAUAAUCUUAGCUGGGCAGACGAUGGCGAUGGCGCAAAUGAUGACGAUACAUGGGCUGGCUUUACAUCAGCUGGAAAAAAGGACAAAAAGAAAAAGGCCUCGCCCGCGUUUGGUGAAUCUGCCGGAAACACAUUUCAAGAAAUCAACCUUGAUGAUGCUGCUCCACAAUUAGAUUUAAGUUUUGAACCAGCGAAAGAAACAUCCGGUGCUGGAGGUAUUAGCUUUGGAGGCUGGGGAAAGGAUUGGACAACAGGCAGCAAAUGGGGAUUUGGCUCACUCGACAAUAACGCUUCCGCCACAAAGGAGCAAACUAACAAGGAUGAAAAUCCUUGGGAUUUAGCCAAUCCCAAGAAGACUAAAAAGACAUACGGUUUCGACUUUGGAGACUUGGGUACGUCUCGUACGAGCGACGUUGGUAAUGCAAAGGAGGAAAAGAAUGAAGAUGAUGCCUGGGGUACUUUCACUGCUGCAGGGAAGAACAAGAAGAAAAAGAAUGGCUUUCAUGAAGAAUCUAUACCGGAGCCUGUCGCUGAUGAUUGGGGUCCUUGGGGCAAGAAGAGUUCCAAAAAAGAGGAACCAGCUCGUGAAACUGCGACAGAACCCGUUGAGGAUGUAUGGGCAGCCUGGGCGAACAAAGACAAGAAGAAAAAUACCAAAGCGACUAAUGAUUCCGAUACUACGAAAGGUGCAAAACCUGCAGAGACUGAUGAUAUUUGGGCCGCAUUUACCAAGAAAGACAACAAGAAAGACAUCAUGGAACUAGAUCCGGUUACAGCUCCUGAACCUGAGCAGGUUAUCGACAACAUCUGGGCGGUACCGACAUCAAAGAAAGAUAAGAAGAAAGCAGGAAAGAAAGAGACAGAAUCCACACUGGCGAAAAGCGAUGAUAUGUCGUCUGCUUUCGAUACUAGCACCAAAAAGGAUACCGACCAAGCUGCAGAGGUUGAGGAGCAGACAGGAUGGGGCUGGAGCGCUGCUAUCAAGAAGAAAGACAAAUCUAAAGGUGUUGCAGAAGACCUUACAUCGUCAUUGCAAACUCCUGCUGCAGCUGUACAAUCUGAUAAUGAUUGGUUCGGCGGCUGGGGAAUUGGUAGUAAAAAGAAGAAAUCCCUUGACCCAGAAAAUGAGAUUAUGGACGACACUGAACCUGCAGCUGAGCCGGAGAAACCCAAAAACCAUGAAUUUUGGGACGACUGGGACACCUGGAGCCCUCUGCAGCGCAAAAGGAAGGAAAAGGAGGCAGUGAAAAAGGGCAUUCCGCCUCGUAUAGAAAUACCCGAUCCUGACCCAGAACCUGUCGACCCGGAACCUCUGCCUGCUCCGCUCAAAAAUCAUGAUUUUUGGAAUGGCUGGGAGAGUUGGUCGCCUCUGCAGCGCAGGAAGAAAGAGAGGGAAGCUGCGAAAACAGGAAUACCUCCAUUAAUUGAAAAUAUUCCAAUUGAGCCCGAGCCCGAGCCCGAGCCCGAGCCCGCGCCCGCGCCUGCACCACCUAAGAACCAUGAAUUUUGGGAUGGGUGGGAAAGUUGGUCAGCUUCACAACGUAAGAAGAAAGAAAAGGAAGCAGUUAAGAAGGGGAUACCUCCAUUGAUUGAAAAUAUUGCUCCCGAUCCCGAGCCAGAGCAAAAGCCUGAGCCUGAGCCUGAGCCAGAACCAGAACCAGAACCAGAGCCUACAGCAGAAGCGCCCAAAAACCAUGAAUUUUGGGAUGGCUGGGAAAGCUGGUCAUCUUCACAGCGCAAGAAGAAAGAAAAGGAAGCGGUCAAAAAGGGAAUUCCUCCAUUAAUUGAAGAAGUCCCCCCUAAGCCCGAAAUAGCUGAACCCGAACUUGAGCCCGAGCCUGAGCCUGAGUCUAAACCAGAGCCACCCAAAAAUCAUGAAUUUUGGAAUGGAUGGGAGAGUUGGUCACCUUUACAGCGCAAGAAGAAAGAGAAAGAAGCUGUUAAAAAAGGGAUCCCUCCCCUAAUCGAAGAAACAACCCCUGAACCUGAGAUUCUGCAAGAAAUCGAAACCGAAAUCAAAAAGGAGAAGGAAGCCAUAAAGAAGGGAAUUCCACCACGACAGGAGAUUGUUGAACCUGACCCGGAGCCGGAGCCGGAGCCGGAGCCGGAACCUGAGCUUGCACUCGAACCUGGACCUGAACCUGAGCCUGAAGCAAGGAAUCAUGCGUUCUGGAAUGGGUGGCAGGAUUGGAGCGGUAAAGAGCGCAAGAGGAAAGAUAAAGAGGCAAAGGCCAACGGUAUUUCGCCGUUGCGAGAGGAUUUAGAGCCUGCACUCGAUCCUGAACCUGAACCGGAGCCGGAACCGCAACCCGGACCUGAGGCUGAGUCUGAGCUUGCACCAGAACCCGAACCUGAGCCGCUCAGGAAUCAUGAAUUCUGGAAUGGGUGGCAGGAUUGGAGUGGCAAAGAGCGCAAGAGAAAGGAUAAAGAGGCAAAGGCCAAAGGUAUUCCGCCGUUGCGAGAGGAUUUAGAGCCUGCACUUGAAGCUGUUCCAGAGCCGGAACUGAAGCCAGAGCCAGAGCUCGAAUUAGAACCAGAUGUACCUCCUGCGCCAGAGCCACCAAAGAACCAUGAAUUCUGGGAUGGUUGGGAGAAAUGGAGUUCUAAGGAGCGGAAGAAAAAGGAAAAAGAAGCUAAUACAAGAGGCAUUCCACCACGUCAAGAUUUUCCUCCCAUCGAAUUUCCCCCUGAGGCUCCAGAAGUCCCCACCAUCGAGCCAAUAGCUGUUGUGGAGGAGCCUAAGGAUGAUUUUUGGGCCAAUUGGGAUACAUGGACUUCUACUGAGCGCAAGAAAAAAGAAAAAGAAGCGAAAAAGAAGGGAAUUCCAUUGCGCAGCGAAGUUCCGACCAUGGACCCGUUGUUAGAAGCGCCACCCCCUCCAGCGCCUACACCUCCAGCCCAGGGUCUGACGCCAGAACCGCAGCUAGAUGAUUUCUUGGAUGAUGCAUGGGGAGGCUUCGCUACAAAAUCUUCGAAGACUAAGAAAGGAACGCUUUCCAAGGCAAUUAAGAAAGACGAUCUUCUUGAGCCGCCUCAAGAAAAACCAGCAUUAGUGGAAGAAACCCCAGCAAAAUCAGUAAGAGGAUUCUGGGCUUCCUUUGGCACUACCAAGACCAAGCCAAAAGAGGAAAAGCCUAUAGAAACGACACCAUUGCCCGAUGAUUUACUUAUUGACGUUGGCGAAGCGCCAGCCGCGCCGCUAGUGGACGAGAUAGCCGCGCCCCCGCCCAAGACCACGUCGAAGACAGCAAGGCCGCCGGGGAGACUCUCAGUUGCUGAGCGUAUCGAGGCUCUUGAGAGACAGAAACGAGAAAAAAAGGCGGCAGCAGCAAAAGAAGCAGAAAAGAAAGCUACCAACGACCUGCUUGUUGACGACCCUCCACCUCCGCCGCCAGCAGCGCCCGAGCCACCUCUGGACCCGUCACCCAAAAAGGGAAGUGCCAAACAGAAGCUCACCAAGUCAUCAUCGGGCAAGAAAGAAGAGACCCCUGAAACAAUCAUCCCAGAACCCAAAGAGGAGAAAUUUUCGCGAGAGUCGAUACCCGGUAGCUUUCCUGAGCCAGAGCCCGAGCCCGAACCAGAGCUAGAGCCAGAACUAGAGCCAGAACCAGAGCCAGAACCAGAGCCGGAACCAGAACCGGAGCCAGAGCCAGAGCCUCCUGCUCCUCCCCCGCCUGAGCCUGCCUACACAUCCAAAAAGAGUAAAAAGUCCUCUACUCUUAAAAAAUCCUCCGCAACAUCAAAGACCCCCAAGCGCGAUUCGUUGCCCAAGCAAAUGGAAGAACCUGUGGUACAAUCUGAUGUACAGGAACCUGUCGCCGAAGAGCCUAUCUCAGAAAACACAGCUCCUAGUGCCCCGACACCACCUCCUGAACCUUCUACGAAAUCGUCGAGAAAAGAACGUGCGAAGGUUGAGCGCACAGCAGGAGCAUCAUCUUGGGGUUUCUGGGGUGUCGCGCCUCCGCCCAAGAAAUCAGCGAAGAAAGAAAAUAAACCCAAAGAAGACCAGCCGGUCCCUGUGAAAGAACGUUCGGGAAUUUCGAGAUCCAAAUCAGAUGCAAAGGCACGUCGCAGAGUACGGGACUCGGAUAAUGAAGUUGACGCGGAGAGGUCUUCGACAGACAAAGAUAAACGCUCCGAUGCUAAACGUCAGAGUCGAGGAAUGGGGUUCUCUAACUUUAUUCUUGGAGGACCACCACCUUCUCGAAGCAAAUCGGUUAAAAAAUCGGGCGUACAGUCACGUCCAACGUCUCGGCGCCCGUCAAUUGAUGUAGGCGAUACUAGCCUACCUUCUCCACCUCCGGAAGACAAGCCUGAAAUUUCCAGCAAGGCAGCUGAAUUGAUGGGUAUAAAGGCCUCCUCGUCAAAAAGAGACAGUGCCGGCAAAAAGAAGAGACGUGUAGUUCGUGACCCUUACUCAGUUGAUAUUGAUGAAGACAUUGUCAUGGUGAAUCGAGAAGAGGAAGGCGAAGUUUUCGAGAAACCCAGGCGGGCCAAAUCGAGGUCCAAGAGAAUGUCUGAGACCAGACAGACUGAGGAAGAGCCUGUUCUUGUUGAAGCAGAACAAAGCCCUCCAAGUGCAGAAGUGGUCUCUGGCCCAGAUGAUCUCGCAUUUGUGGAAGCUCCUCCCAAAGAACGACGAUAUCGAAAGCCAGCUCCUCCGGCAGCGAAAAAAGCCGAACCUGGAGGUUUGAUGGGGCUAUUCGGUUCUUUGAGAAAGCCAACUCAACCAGAACCGCAACGCAGAAAAUCACGAUCUCGUCGGGAUGAGAUGACCGAGACUGAGAAAGACGAAAGGCGCGUCAAACGUGAAAGGCGCCGCUCUGUUAGACCAGAGACCGAUGUUGAAGGGCUUACCACUAAUGCUGGACCGGUUCAUAAUAUAGACGACAUUGAAGCCAUUAAGGCGGAACGCAGGCGACGUGAAGCUGAGCAGAGAGCACGUGAGUUGGAACUCCAGGAGGCAGAAGAGCGGCGUGCCCGAAGAGAAAAACAACGUGAACAUCGUGAGAAGCGGCUUCGAGAGGAAAUGGAACUAGAAGCACAACGGCGAGAAGAGAAGAGAGCACGUCGUGCAGCUCGCGAAGAACGUCGUGCCAAAGAAGAACAGGAGGCGAGAGAAGCUCAAAUGCGUGCAGAAGCGAAAACAGCUGAACGACGAGAACGGAGGCGAACACGAGACGCUGUGGAGAUGAAUGGAAAUCUGUCAAGACAUACCUCCAGAGCUGAAAGGCGUCGCUCAGAGCGACGAUCGGAGGAUGACUAUGCAAGGUAUAAUCGUCCUGGCGAUGAGCGCCCACGAGCUAGCCGCCGCAAGUCAACCGCCCCAGACCCAGCCGAAGCCCCACGUGGAUACGGAAUGCCUGGAAAAGAAAAGACGUCUUCCUGGGUUAACUCACAAAUCAUUGACCCUCCGGAGGCUCCUCCAAUUGUGCCAACGGUUCUUGAUAUGCCUCCUAGCAAUGAGAAUGGGCCAUCUCACUCCCUCUCAUCUGAUGAGGAGACAAGGCGAAGGAUACGUCGCCAAGCCCGUCGUCGUUCAAGAUAUCCUGAUAUGGCUGAUGAAGAAAUCGAAGAAAUGCGUACCAGACGUCGCGAGGCUCGCCGAACUCGUGAUGGGGUAAAGAGCAGUUCUGGUAGCGGUGAUUAUGAACGGGAUAAUGGCAGUAGGCGACGUGAGGCUUACUAUGAACCAACAUCCCGUGCACCCAGCUCCAAGAGGCCAAGUUGGUUUAAGAAAUUGACGAAUCUCUGA
Talaromyces atroroseus is the source of this 6492-nucleotide messenger RNA. RefSeq lists its product as hypothetical. The coding region runs from base 1 to 6492 and encodes 2163 amino acids. Lineage: Eukaryota; Fungi; Ascomycota; Eurotiomycetes; Eurotiales; Trichocomaceae. The transcript has 5 exons. The record is from RefSeq and is a predicted model, not a curated record.